Messenger RNA from Eutrema salsugineum, 1575 nucleotides. RefSeq lists its product as uncharacterized. The coding region runs from base 1 to 1575 and encodes 524 amino acids. The record is from RefSeq and is a predicted model, not a curated record. NCBI's taxonomy places the organism in Eukaryota, Viridiplantae, Streptophyta, Magnoliopsida, Brassicales, Brassicaceae. The transcript has a single exon.
AUGACUUUCUGGGUUAGAAUCUCGGGGAUUCCUACACACUUCUGGAUGGAAGAAAACUUCCGUGUCAUUGGAAAUCGUCUGGCUGAUGUAAGAGUUGUUGAUGUGCGAGCUGCAAGGAUCCAAAUCUCCUUGAAUGCAGAUAAACCUUUGAGAUUCACAGCAAGGGCAAGGCUACAAUCCGGCGCAGUGAUUCGGGUAGAGAUGAAGUAUGAGAAGCUCGAUCGUUGGUGUCUCACCUGCAGACACAUCUCUCACGACGAGAGAACUUGCCCCCUGCUCACUGAAGAUCAAAGACGAGAGAAGAUGAGGGAAAGAGAGGCUGAGAGGAACUUAGCUCAAGCAUCGAGAGAAGACUUGAUACGCGACAAAGAUGUUAUGCAAAUGAGAAGACAAGCAGGCCAGAUAUCUCUACCCCUUCGUGACAGAAACACCCUCCCUUUGCAGAAAGAAACCCGCAAAAUCUCGACAAAGGCCAAAGAGGGAAGCUCUAACCCACUGAAGGAUAAGAAAGGGAACCAAAUACCCAAGGAAAGGCGCCCUUUUAACAGAAGACCUCAUAGCGUAUGGAACAGAAUUGAAACAAACUCUGGUUACCGUUCUGAAUCAAGACGGUACGAAAGAAGACAUGAACCCAUAGAUGAAAUUCAUCCCAAUAUCAGAGAAGUCUCAAGAGAUAAUGAACCUGGAUAUCGAAAGAGACGAUAUGAAGAAUCUUUUGCAACAAGCAAGAAACAUAUGGGAAAGAACAAGCAGAAAGAGAUACUUGGAAAAGACCAUUCCUCCGCUAAACCUCCAUUGGCGAGAUUCCCAAAAAUGCCGGCUAAGUCUUCUGACUCUCAGAGAACUAUCUCUGAUCCUCCAGCCAAAGCUAAACAGGGAUUUUCUUCUCCGGGGCACACGCGUAGUCGACCAUUCCACCUCUCCCUUACCAGCAAGGCAACAAAUCUGGGGAUAGGGAAGAUUGUUGAAACCGGUGAAUCUUCAGAAGCAGGCAACUCAGCGAAAAAAGCUCUCACUUUUGAACCUGCAAUCCCAAUUGAAUCAAACUCUUUUGUAGGCCAGCCUAAGCUUAGCAAUGCGAUGACUCUACCCCCAUUGGAACCAUGUAUCAACGAAAAUUGGUAUGAACAGACUCUUGAAAAAGAUAUAGAAGCUAUGAUUCUUACCACAUCAAAGCACGGCGACGAACAGCUCGAGUUUCUGAUGGAAGUGGUUAUGGACACAGGCGGAGACUUAAGGACCAAUCAUAAUGCCUUGAAGAACGAGCCCAUGGAUGAUGAGCUUAUGGAGGAUCCAGCUUUGCUCAUCAACCAUGAAACAAUUGAAGGCUUUGAUGAGGAAGAUGAAUGGAUGAAUGAUGAUGAUCUCUUUGAUGAAGGGGAACUGGACGAACUCCUAAAAGAUGCAGACAGCCCUGAGAACGACCAAAAAGGAGAAGACCAGGAGAUAAUCGAUGAGCUCGCGAUAACAGAGGCGAAUCCGCCGAAUUUCCAGGUUGCUUCCUGGUACAGAAGCCCCGAAAAGACCGAGUUCGGGAUGAAACCGGCGGCGGUAGCGGACAGAGCACCAGGGUGA